Messenger RNA from Bradysia coprophila, 1307 nucleotides. RefSeq names its product diacylglycerol O-acyltransferase 2-like protein 6. Lineage: Eukaryota; Metazoa; Arthropoda; Insecta; Diptera; Sciaridae. Gene Ontology annotation, cellular component: endoplasmic reticulum membrane. Gene Ontology annotation, biological process: triglyceride biosynthetic process. Gene Ontology annotation, molecular function: diacylglycerol O-acyltransferase activity. The record is from RefSeq and is a predicted model, not a curated record.
AAGACAAAUAUCGCGAGUUGUCGCCCGAACGAAGUGAGCUUGUUUGAUAGUAUAAAAUGUUUUAGAUUUGAAGGUACAUACUAGAAAGGAUCAAUAAAGACAGACUUCCUUCGCACUUCCGAAUUCUAUUCUACUUAGUUUAAACAUUAAAUUCAAUCGAAAUUAUGGCCAGUUUGGACGAUUUUCAGCGCAUCAUCAUUCCAGUUUUAUUUUUGUUCACUCUUCUAAUUUUUGCAUUGAGUCUUCCUGUCCUUAUUGUUUUGGUGAUCUUUGGUAAUGUCUACGUAAAAGUUGUCUGUUCCAUUUAUUUGGUAUUUUAUAUCUCCGGUUUUUUACGGAAGGUAACAGAUCGCGGUGGAAGAAGAGCAUGUCAAUGGGUACGAAACUGGUGGUUAUGGAAAUGGCUUCUGAAUUACUUUCCAGUAGAUUUAGUAAAAACAGCCGACCUGUCACCCGAUCACAAUUAUCUCAUCUGUAUCUUCCCACAUGGAUAUUUAAGCAUCGGUGCCUUUCUGAAUUUCGCUUCGAAUCAUUCGAAAUGGUCGACAUUAUUCCCUGGCAUUCGUCCCAGACUCACAUCUCUGGUCAUGAACUUUAACUUUCCAGCAUCUCGUGAACUGUAUCUAUCCCUUGGAAAGAGUACAGUUUCAGCCGCAUCGCUCACGGCUCUACUGACGCAAUCAAAUGACCCUAGAGAUCCAUCGAAUCGUGAUGGAUGUACGGCAAGUGCGGUCGGAUUAAUAGUUGGUGGCGAGCGAGAGCAACGCAUUGCAGCCAACGACACGUACAAAUUUGUGCUGAAAAAUCGUAAAGGCUUCGUCCGUAUCGCAUUAAAGACGGGAGCAUCACUUGUUCCAGCUAUUUCAUUCGGUGAAAAUAAUACUUUCGAUUUGAAUGGAUGGCGAUUCCGUUUCAACGGUCGCGUUCCCAUUACUACUGUUGUCGGAGCACCGAUUCGUGUGCAAAAAAAUCCGCAUCCGGACGAUGAUGAAGUCAACGAGGUUCAUGAACUAUUUUGUAAGGCGAUCAGAGUAUUGUUUGAAGAACACAAAGGGCAUUACGUUGAGAAUUCUGAUAAAGUUCAGUUAGAAUUGGUGUGACGGAAAGUGAUUAGCAUUGGCGAGAAUCAGAUUCAACAAACCAAAACUGAAGUCACUAAAAAAUGGAACACUCAUGCAUGGAGUACUUGGGUGUUCUAAUCAAUAAAUCUUAGGAGGCUUAGCGAUAAAUAAGAUAAACGUUGUUGCCAAUUUUUAUUAUCUAAUGAUGAAUGUUGUGAAUGUAUAUUUGUGAUAUAAAGCGCUUAA